AUGUUUGUGCUUGGGGACGUUGAGAUGUUGCAACCUGCCCAGAGGUCCUGCACGUCGCAACUCGUUGAAAAUAUGACGAGUUUCGACUGCAGGAGCACUCCGCAGAUUGCCACACACCCAACUAUCCCGGGCACGAGUACCACACGGGAUGAAAGGGGUGCGGGGGGCGCUGGUGGGGCGGGUGUCGUAUGGAUUCCACGGCCAUCUCACCUCGUCCAGGAUGAAGCUAAGGUGCAUCUUCUUGCGCAUCGGCAUGUUGAUCACGUUCUCGACGUCGACGUCGAUGGCGGCGGCUGCGGUCGUCGGCCAUCUUUAUCAUACCAUCGUCGCUGGCCUCGAUCAUCUUCAUGGGUUCGUAGUUGGUCGACGGAAGCAUGAGCAUCGAGACCUUGCCCGUCAUGGCCACGUUCGCGUCGCCGCCGAGCGCGUCCUCGGCGUGGCUUGCCUUGUACCGACGCGAGUG
Molecule: messenger RNA, 463 nt
Organism: Saprolegnia parasitica CBS 223.65
Lineage: Eukaryota; Oomycota; Saprolegniomycetes; Saprolegniales; Saprolegniaceae
Exons: 1
Coding region: 1-378 (125 amino acids)
Source: RefSeq, a predicted model, not a curated record